AUGGCGACUCAGGGCCAACUGGAUGAGAAAGCGCCAGUGCGAGCGCCCAAUCAAUCGUCGAUUGCCUCGGCCGCAACUCCUUCACAAUUAGCAGAAAAGUCAAGGACUUACAGAAUCCCUCCGGACGAAUUCGCAACAUCGGCGCAAUUGGAAGAGAAACGUCGGAACGAAUUUGUGUCUUCAUCACAACAACCACAUCUCUCGAGUGCGGCAACCUCAGGGCAGUUGGCAGAGAAGGCACGAAAUGCAAAUGCUGCUCCAUCAUUACCUCCCCGAACAAUCUCGAACCAACCUCUUCCGCCACCUCCUUACACUGCAGAUGAUCAAAAGAGGAGCGAGCUGAUAGCAGAGCAAUGGCGGUCCAACGAUCCAAGAUCAUCCUCAACACAUUCCUUGGUACCUAUCGAGGCUGAUAGAGAUGGCCGGCGCACGCUUCUUCUCGUAUUCAUACAUGGAUUCAUGGGGAAUGAAACAAGUUUUCAGAGCUUUCCGGCGCAUUUGCACAAUUUUCUUACCAUCACACUUUCCGAAACACAUAUCGUACAUACCAAAAUUUAUCCCAGGUACAGGUCAAAAAAGAAUAUCAAUUUUGCCAGAGAUGAUUUCUCAAACUGGUUGGAACCUCACGAGGGACGGAAUGUAGAAGUAAUUCUACUUGGUCACAGUAUGGGAGGUUUACUAGGAGCUGAAGUGGUGUUACAAAAGCCAAACCCACCGGUUGGUGGAAAACCACUGCGACACCGAAUUCUAGGCUCAAUCAAUUUUGAUACCCCAUUCCUAGGCAUGCAUCCUGGGGUCGUUGGUGCGGGACUGAGCAGCAUAUUUCGGCCUUCCAAAGACCCAAAUACUGGCAAUUCGACCAGUGGAGUAGCUAGCCCACCAAUGAGUAGUCAGUCUUCUGUCUACUCUCAAGGCUUCGCACCAUCGCUAGCCAGCACUGAUACGACCUCACAAUUAAGCUUAGUGCAAAGUAUCACCUCCCCAACAGCCAAUCCGCCGCCGAAAGAUCCAUUCUUCAAUCCACCUUUUGUCAACGAUGUUCGGCUCCCUGAGCGAACCGGUCUUUCCAAUAUCCUACACUUCAUCAACAAACACUCAGAUGGCAUCACAUCAGCUACAAAGGACUUGCUCAUGUCACAUUAUGAAUUCGGGAGCACUAUGGCGGAUUACGCUGGACUAAAGAAUCGUUACAAGGGGGUACGCGCUCUAGAAGAUGUGGACGAUUUGGCCAGGGCUCCUGGUCAAUCUAUUCCUUCUCAGAAUAGGCGGGUUAGAUUUGUCAACUAUUACACUGCAAGCACUGGCAGGCCGAAGCCGCCAAAGACCCCACCUACCCCUUCUACACAAUCAAGCGACGAGGAAGAAAUUCCUGACAUUAGACACAGUAUGGAUGGUCUGAAUCUGCACCCAAUCGGUGGUCGAUCUUCAAGUCAAACCCCCUCCAUCUCAGUAGACGAUCAUUCGGAUGGAGUCGUGACACCUCGCGUCCUAGAAGACGCUGCCGAGAAGAAUUCCCUGAAAGAGCAAAUUGAGAAUUUGGGGACGAGCUCCGGAGUUCAAGAUGACUUUGACGAACCACCAGCGAUGCGACACAUAGAAUCAAUCCCGAUGGAUGACUCUGAUGAUGACUUGUAUGAUGCGGAACCAUCGAAACCAAAGGUCCAUUCAGCCCCAGAGGACUCUUCGGAGCCUGUUGAUGAUGCCGACCCUGCUGAACCUACUGACCAAGUCGAGCCUACAGUAGAAUUGAAACCCACCAAAUCUGAGCCACCACUACCGCCACUUCCUGAAGUUCCUACCGAGCCAACCCCUGUUGAUCUGAGUCUUUAUACGGAUAAAGAUUCUCGAAAGAUUGCUGAAAAGGAAUUCAAGAGGGUCACCAAAGUCUACCAGCAGGCAGUAAAAGAUAGAGAAAGUGCCAUAAAGGAUAGAAAGAAGCUUGUCGAGAAGCGGGAGAAGAAAGCCCAGCAGGAGCGCGAAAAAGCAGUUAAAGCAGAAGAGAAACAGCGUUUGAAAGAUGAGAAAGAAAAAGAGAAGAACUUAUCAGGAGAGGAGAAAAGGUUAGCAGAAGAGGCAAAACGAAUGGCAGCAGAAGAGAAGAGAAUGGCAGAUGAAGCAAAACGGCUCGCAGGUGGUAGUCCAAGCAGUAGCCCAAAGCCAAAAUCUAAAGCCAGUGCUAAGAAAAGCUCUAAAGGUAAGGAAAAAGAACGACAACCAUCCGUUACACCAUCUGUGGAUGACGACAAGCCCAAACGAGACAAGAAAUUCUGUAUGCUUCCUCCAAAGAUCAAUGGGGAGAUUGAUAAAUGCUGGAUCCGUAUCUACAUGGAAGGUGUUGAUGAAGUUGGAGCACAUUGUGGACUAUUCUUCCCGGGUCCUCAAUACCAGAGUCUGGUUGGUGAUGUAGGUGCAAGGAUCGGGAAGUGGGUGGAGGAUGAUGCGACUAGGAGAGCCAUUAUCGCUGCGGAGAUGGAUGAUUGA
Messenger RNA from Glarea lozoyensis ATCC 20868, 2481 nucleotides. Its product is annotated as alpha/beta-Hydrolase. The transcript is spliced from 2 exons. Bases 1 to 2481 code for a protein of 826 amino acids. The record is from RefSeq and is a predicted model, not a curated record. Lineage: Eukaryota; Fungi; Ascomycota; Leotiomycetes; Helotiales; Helotiaceae.